Molecule: messenger RNA, 1290 nt
Organism: Eremomyces bilateralis CBS 781.70
Lineage: Eukaryota; Fungi; Ascomycota; Dothideomycetes; Eremomycetales; Eremomycetaceae
Exons: 2
Coding region: 202-852 (216 amino acids)
Source: RefSeq, a predicted model, not a curated record
UACGUACGUACUCUCAACUUUACGCCCCUAAUUGUGCAUCGACGUCACGCAUGGACUUAAUCCAAGUCCAGAUCCGGUUUGUACCUUAUCAACUGGAAUCAUCUCUUCUAUUACCACCUAUUUCAUACCCUAAGCGUUUAGCAUUCCUACCGGUACGAUCACGAACCACCUGUUACUUCUUGUGAUAUCAAGACUUGAGCCAUGACGGACACUACGUCACUUUCCCGGUGGCCCCCGGCCGAAGGUCUCUCCACCCCUAUCGUCGCCCGCAAGGAUGCCAUUUUGACAACCUCUGCAUCCAUCUCUGUAUCAGCUCCAGCCCAGCGGGUUUUCGACCUGCUCCUCUCGACGACCAGCUAUCGAGAAUGGAACACCUGGGUCCCUCGAGUGUCCAUCCAAUCUCAGCCGGAGGGCGUCCCCCACGACUCAACCGAUCUAGCGGUGGAUACUAAGUUCACGUUCCAUGUCAUCAUGGAUGAAAGGAAUCCGGGCAAGGUGUUCGACACGGGGUUGCGCAUAACGGAUAUCUCGACCCCGGCGAAUCCAUCGUCCUAUAUCCCUCAAGAGGUACUGGACGACGAUCCAACGUACACUGCAGAUCUCUCCACGAUCUACCGCGUGUCGUGGAAAACAGAGGGGGGUUGGAUAAAUGCAGGUAUGCAGGCUGAGCGGUUUCAUGAGAUUAUUGUGGUAGGCGAGAAUGAAUGCGAGGUGCGGACUUGGGAGGUCAUGGGCGGAGUCCUCGCAAGGACGGUUAAGUGGAUGAUGGCGAAGACGCUAGAUGAGAAGUUCGUGUUGUGGGUUACUAGUCUCAAGAAGGCGGCUGAGGCACCCCAGGGCAGUUCGACCUAGAUGUUACAGCAGAACUUGAACAGAAUCAAGAAUUCAUAUGCGAACUAGUUGGAACGCCUCUAGAAUAUACAUAUCCGUGUGUCACCCCGUCUUGCGAGAUUCUCGUGUGCCGUUCGCACCCCAGGCUGCGUUCUGAUAUAUGUAACUGCCUCCUCUCCGACCCCAAUAUCAGCUAGAACAGAAUUCCUCGCGCUCAUGCGAUGCCUUGAUCCUUGAUUCCAUGCGGCAACCACUUCGGCCGUUUGAUGUUCUUCUCCUCAUCCGGCGCCUCCAACAUCCCCAGUCGCCGUAUCUGUUUCUCGGUCGGGGCGUCCACUCGCGGAUCCUCGAGGAUCUUCUUCCGGUAGGCAGCCUGUAAUUCAGAUACCCGUUUCGCCUCCUUCCUGUGAUAUAGGCACUCGUAGUAGUCCUCUAAUGGCAGUUGGCAUUUCGUCAACC